CAAACACACAAGACGUUCUGGCCGAAAAAUGGAACUUUGUGGUAAAAGCAGGAAGUCCGGCCGUACGUAGCUGCGUCCGGUCCUGAGUCACGGUGCGGCAGAGAAUGGCUCCGCCGGGUGAAUUCAGAAUGGCGGGGGACGGGGCUGAGCAGAUGGACAUGGAUGAGACUCGCGGUGGCACUGGCUUGCGUCAGUAUUAUUUAUCAAAGAUUGAGGAUCUGCAGUUGGUUGUCAAUGAAAAAAGCCAGAAUCUGAGACGUCUUCAAGCCCAAAGGAAUGAGCUCAAUGCAAAAGUGCGGCUGCUGCGUGAGGAGCUGCAGUUGCUUCAGGAGCAGGGAUCCUAUGUUGGAGAAGUGGUUCGAGCCAUGGACAAGAAGAAGGUUUUGGUUAAGGUCCAUCCCGAGGGGAAGUUUGUUGUAGACAUCGACAAAAACAUUGAUAUAAAUGAUGUGACCCCAAACUGCAGAGUGGCUUUAAGAAAUGACAGUUACACCCUGCACAAAAUCCUACCCAACAAGGUGGACCCGCUAGUGUCGCUGAUGAUGGUGGAGAAGGUUCCAGACUCCACAUAUGAGAUGAUUGGAGGUUUAGACAAGCAGAUCAAAGAGAUAAAGGAAGUCAUCGAACUGCCAGUCAAGCACCCUGAGCUGUUUGAGGCACUGGGGAUUGCGCAACCCAAGGGAGUGCUUCUUUAUGGACCUCCAGGUACUGGGAAGACUUUACUGGCCCGUGCUGUUGCACAUCAUACAGACUGCACAUUUAUCCGUGUGUCUGGGUCUGAACUUGUUCAGAAGUUUAUUGGGGAAGGAGCUCGCAUGGUGCGAGAACUGUUUGUCAUGGCCCGAGAACAUGCUCCUUCUAUUAUCUUCAUGGAUGAGAUUGAUUCCAUUGGGUCUUCACGGUUGGAAGGUGGUUCUGGUGGAGACAGUGAAGUGCAGCGUACCAUGCUUGAGUUACUAAACCAGCUGGAUGGCUUUGAGGCAACAAAGAAUAUUAAGGUCAUCAUGGCAACCAACAGAAUUGAUAUAUUGGAUUCUGCUUUGCUUCGCCCUGGCCGUAUUGACAGGAAGAUUGAGUUCCCACCUCCUAAUGAGGAGGCCCGUUUGGACAUCCUAAAAAUCCAUUCCCGAAAGAUGAAUCUGACUCGUGGUAUCAACCUGCGUAAAAUUGCUGAGCUUAUGCCUGGAGCUUCAGGAGCAGAGGUGAAGGGUGUGUGUACAGAGGCAGGCAUGUACGCUCUGCGUGAAAGAAGGGUACAUGUCACACAAGAAGACUUUGAAAUGGCAGUAGCAAAGGUGAUGCAGAAAGACAGUGAGAAGAACAUGUCUAUAAAGAAAUUAUGGAAAUGAAUACGCCAUAAAAUCUUCUCAGCUCUAUUAUGUGUUCUGUACAGCUGCUAGUGUUUUUCAUCCUGCAGUCUCCCUUGUGUAGUCACGGCACCCCAGGGAAAACGCUUCUAAUUUGGAAACUGAGCUGUUAUUGUCACCACCAUACUGUAACCAGCAAGGGGGCUGUAUCCAAAGGGAAAACGCCCGUCAUGGGACACGUGGAUUGCUGAUGCAUGUAAGCCCCCCUUUAUUCAAUUUUUUUUUUUUUUGGGUGUGUACACUGAUCAUAUGGGGGACUGAAGCAGCAAGAUGUCUUUUCAAUUACUAUUGAACUAGAUCUAAAUUUGUUUUUGUAAUAUUACUGAAUCUGUCAUCUGUUUUUAAUAAAGAACAGAACAAGUUAAAAAAAAAAA
Bufo gargarizans (Asiatic toad) is the source of this 1741-nucleotide messenger RNA. RefSeq names its product proteasome 26S subunit, ATPase 5 (gene PSMC5). The transcript is spliced from 12 exons. Gene Ontology annotation, cellular component: proteasome regulatory particle, base subcomplex. Gene Ontology annotation, molecular function: ATP binding; proteasome-activating activity; ATP hydrolysis activity. Lineage: Eukaryota; Metazoa; Chordata; Amphibia; Anura; Bufonidae. The record is from RefSeq and is a predicted model, not a curated record. The coding region runs from base 105 to 1349 and encodes 414 amino acids. Gene Ontology annotation, biological process: proteasome-mediated ubiquitin-dependent protein catabolic process.